Saccostrea echinata is the source of this 945-nucleotide messenger RNA. RefSeq names its product tetratricopeptide repeat protein 9C-like. Bases 76 to 738 code for a protein of 220 amino acids. The record is from RefSeq and is a predicted model, not a curated record. Gene Ontology annotation, molecular function: protein binding. The transcript is spliced from 3 exons. NCBI's taxonomy places the organism in Eukaryota, Metazoa, Mollusca, Bivalvia, Ostreida, Ostreidae.
AAACAAGAAAAUAUUUGUGAAUGCAAAAGUGAUCACGAACCCUUUUGACAGGAAUUGACAGUCUUGCUUUACAACAUGGCCACACCACUUAACAAACCAAGUGAUGAAGAUAUGAUUACAUCAGCAGAAACAUUUAAGAUGGAAGGAAAUGAAUAUUUUAAAAGCAAGAAUCUUAAAAAAGCUAUGGGAAAGUACCAUAGAGCUAUUCUGCAGCUUAAAGGAGUGGGUUCGGAUGAAAAGAUGAGUGCAGUAAUGGGAAUGGAUAGUCAACCUAGCAAGAAACUUUCGCCACAACUUGAAGAGAAAUUUAACAAGUUAAAAACUGAUUGUUAUAACAAUCUUGCUGCUUGUUUGCUGCAAGAAAAAGAGCCAAACUACAGUAAAAUAGUGGAAUACUGUGAUGAGGUACUUCAGGUUUCUCCAGGGAAUAUCAAAGCACAACACAGAAAAGGUGUGGCCUUGUAUCACUUAAAAAAGUAUGAAGAAUCCAUGUCAACAUUACAGAAAGCAGAUCAAACUGAUUCAUCAACAAAGAAAUAUCUUCAGAUGUGCAAGAAAGCAAUUGAAAAGCAAGACAUUGAACUGCAAGCUACUUAUAAAGCCAUGUUUCGAUCGUCGAAACCCAAUUCAUCUAGUGCAAAUUGUGACAAUGUUAAUGGUUUGAAUAGCAAGGAAAUAAAUCAGAAUUCCCCAGCUGAUUCAAUAAAUGGUCAUGCAAAGAUCAAAGAGAUCAGCUGAACAUUAAUUUGGCUUACUCAGGAACAUGGACCAUUCCAGUGCCAACAUUUGUGAUGAAGAGUUGUGGGAAAUGCAUACUCCAAUAAUUCCACUCUUCUUGGUGCCCAAUGUGCUUAUUUAGCUUUUUAGAUUUGUUCAUAUUUAAUAAACACAAAUUAGAAUUUCUGUGUCACUUUAUUUAUUGAUAAAUAAAUAAAUAAAUGACAA